Molecule: messenger RNA, 2705 nt
Organism: Patiria miniata (bat star)
Lineage: Eukaryota; Metazoa; Echinodermata; Asteroidea; Valvatida; Asterinidae
Product: protein Hook homolog 3-like
Exons: 18
Coding region: 134-2314 (726 amino acids)
Biological process (GO): cytoplasmic microtubule organization; cytoskeleton-dependent intracellular transport
Cellular component (GO): centrosome; cytoplasm
Molecular function (GO): microtubule binding; dynein light intermediate chain binding
Source: RefSeq, a predicted model, not a curated record
GUGAUGUUGCAGCUGUGGUACGUAGACAUUUCAUCGAAAGGAAAUGCAGGUUGAGUGUUUACCGUCCGGGUUGAAAUUGGGAAGUGACUUUCUCUCAUGGUUUUAAUUCUUUCUAGGCAGUGAUUUCAUCAAAAUGACGAAUCAUGAACUUUGUGAGAGUCUUCUCACCUGGGUACAAACUUUUAAUUUGGACAACAGUCCAGAAACUGUAGCCGAGCUCACAGAUGGCGUUGCCCUGAGUCAAAUUCUCUGCCAAAUAGCACCAACAUUUUUUAACACGGGUUGGUAUAGCCGCAUAAGGAGGGAAGUCGGUGACAGCUGGCGUAUACGUGUCAGCAACUUGAAGAAGGUCCUGGAAGGGAUUCUGGAUUUCUACAACGAUGUUCUUGGACAACAAAUUCGGGAUUUCAAGCUCCCCGAUGUCUCCAAGAUUGCAGAGAGACAUGACCUUGAGGAGUUGGGUCGUUUACUGCAACUGGUGCUAGGCUGUGCUGUAAAUUGCGAACACAAAGAGGAGUACAUCAACGUCAUCAUGGGCAUGGAAGAAUCGGUUCAACACGCGGUCAUGAACGCGAUCCAAGAGCUCAUGUCCAAGGAGAUGCCUAGCAACGAGCCACCGCCGGAGGCGUACGCGGAGAUUGAGCGACAGCUCAAGAGGACAAUGGAGGACCUGCAGCACUCCCUAAUGGACAAAGAAGAAGUCAUGCAACGCUGCCAUGAGCUAGACAUCCAGGUUGCAACUUUAACCGAAGAACGAAACACGCUGCACGCAGAGAAUGAGCAGUUACAUGAGAGACUGGAUCUAGGAGACAGCGUCGACGACCCAAGUACUCCAGCAGGAAGGAGGCACCAGCACCUGCAGCAAACGGUGGAAGAGUACCAGGAGGAGAACUUCCGUCUGGAAAACAUCCGAGACGAUUUGCAAAUCAGAAUCGACAUGCUGGAGAGGGAAGUCCUCGAAAUAUCACAAAAAAAUGAAAAACUCACGAGUCUCGCUGAAGAGGCCAGGGCUCUCAAGGACGAAAUGGACGUCCUGCGACACACGUCAGACAAAGUGUCCAAAUACGAAUCCACCAUCGAGACGUAUAAGAAGAAACUAGAAGAUCUGAGUGACCUGAAGAGACAGGUCAAGCUCCUGGAGGACAAGAAUACAAUGUAUAUGCAGAAUUCCAUGGAACUGGAGGAGGAACUAAAGAAAGCCAGCGCGCUGAAGUCACAGCUUGAGAAUUACAAGCGCCAAGUCCACGAGCUGCACGCGAAGGUCUCCGAAGAAACGAGACGGGCGGACAAGGCUGAGUUCGAGGGAAAACGCCAUCUUGAAAGAGUGACGCAGUUCCAGACCGAAGUUGACCGAUUACGGACCGAGCGUGAUUCCCUCAAGGAAACUAACGAAGAGCUAACGUGUAACCAGCUGGCUGGCAACAUCAGCAUGGGCAUGUCCCCAGCGGGGAGUCCGCUAUCAGCUGGCUUUGCAGACAUGAUGCCCUCAGAAAUCAGGGAAAAGAUUAUCCGUCUUCAGCAUGAGAACAAGAUGCUGAAGCUAAAACAGGGCGAGACGACAGACGAGAAGACGCAACUACUGCAGAGCCUCCUGGACGACUCCAACGCAAGAAGGAGUGAAUUAGAAUCAGAAAGCAGGAUUUCCAAUCAGCGGAUCUUGUCUCUGGAAGCAGAGAUGGAAGAGUUGAAGCAACAACAGAGGGAGGAGGGCGUGUCUUCAUCAGUUGUGGGGGAGUCCACUCAGUCAAAAAGCAAAGAGGUAAAUAAACAAAAGAAUCAAGAUCUACGACUGAAACUCAAUGAGCACAAGGAGAAGCUUCGUGAGUCUGAUACCGAGCUACAGCGCAACCGAACGUACAUUGACGAGCUGGAACCCAAGUACAUAUCAAGCUCGGAGAAGGUGUCCAACCUUCAGGACAUGCUGAUGAAGAAGGAAGACGACAUGCGGGCCAUGGAGGACCGCUACAAGAAGUACCUGGAGAAGGCCAAGAGCGUCAUCCGCACCCUGGAUCCCAAGCAGAGCCCGGCGAGCUCCAACGAGCUCCAGCUACUCAAGGCUCAGCUGCAUGAGAAGCAGAAGAUCAUCGAACACCUGGAGCAUGAAAGGGAAAAGUCCAAGGUGAUGCGUGACAGUGAGGAGAAGCUGAUAGUGUCUGCGUGGUACAACAUGGGUAUGCACAUGCAUCGUAAGGCAGCCGAGGACCGGCUAGCCAACUCCAACACCGGCCAGUCAUUCCUUGCCCGCCAGCGCCAAGCCUCCAACCGACGCUCUCAGGCCAUUAUCAGCGGUCACUCCUCCAACGCCACCAGGUGAAAAGGUCGACCGGGGUCACGUGGGCGAAGAGGUCAGCCGGGGUCACGAAGGUGAAAAAGUCAACCAGAAUCACUUAGGUGAAAACGAUAACUGCAAAAGGCCAUCUCAAUUCAUAUCUGGGACGAGUUCCGGGCAAGUUGCGGACAUUGUGUCGGGUUGCAGGAUUCUGAACAACUUCCCCGCAAUCUUCCCGCAAUGACAUCAUCGUAUUGGUGAGUCAAGCAGUUGCUAAAGAAAUUUCCCCGGAACUGUCCGGGACAGAUGCAGAGCUCCGUCCGGAAAAAAGUUAAUAAUUCUAACCACAACUUGUCCCGGUACUGGCCCGGGAUAUGAAUUUAGAAAGACCCUAACUUGGAUGAAAAAGACUGCCAGGUUACUAUGGUAAGAGUGG